AUGAUAACCGUUAGCCCCUUCUGGUUCCAUGACUGUAUAAGGGCAGCUACAAGCGGAGACUCUUCUAACGAACUCCUUUCUGAAGUAAGAUGGCUUGAGUGGUGCGUUGGGGGAAGCGAUUCGUCUCUUUCGACGACCAGUUUGCAUCUACCGAACUUAUUGGUGCAGGAUUUAUCAUGGAGCGACAUCAAGCGGAGACUCCAACGAAUUUGCAUCUGCCGAAUUUUUCUAUGUUGCAUCUUGGGAGACGAUCCGCCUCUUCCGACGAUUAGUUUGUAUCUACCGAACUUAUCGGUGCUGGAUUUAUCAUGGAGCAGGUUCACAGAGGAUUGGGAAGGAUGGAGGAGUUCAUUCAUGGCGUCAAAGCGGCUACAUGUUCUCGACCUUGAGUGGUGCGAAGGUUUAAGAUGUACUCCCGAUCUCUCGGCUUUCACGCAGUUGAAGGUUCUCUGCUUGCGCGGUUGUGCCAGACUGGAGCAUCUCCACCCUUCUAUUGGCAAACUCAAGAGCCUCGUUUCCUUGGACUUGAGGUUAUGUCAUAGUCUCAAGGAGCUACCAGAGGAAGUGGGCGAAUUAAAAGAUUUAGAAGAACUUGUAUUAGAUGAAUCUCGUAUUACAGAGAUCCCUACGUCUAUUGGUUCUCUGAGGAAGCUGAAGAAAUUGAGUGCCUUCUGUUGUAAGUCACUGAGAGAAAUCCCUAGUUCAAUUGGGAAUUUACAUAAUUUGCAACAUCUGAACUUGUUUAGCUGCGAAAGUCUCAAGGAGCUACCAGAGGAAGUGGGCGAAUUAAAAGAUUUAGAAGAACUUGUAUUGGCUAAAUCUGGUAUUACAGAGAUCCCUACGUCUAUUGGUUCUCUGACGAACCUGAAGGAACUGAGUUUCAGAUGUUGUAGGUCACUGAGAGAAAUCCCUAGCUCAAUUGGGGAUUUACAGAAUUUGCAACUUCUGGACUUGUAUGGCUGUGAAAGUCUCAAGGGGCUACCAGAGGAAGUGGGCGAAUUAAAAGAUUUAGAAGAACUUCUAUUAGAUGCUACUAGUAUUGCAGAGAUCCCUACGUCUAUUGGUUCUCUGAGGAAGCUGAAGAAACUGAGUGCCACCUAUUGUCACUCACUGAGAGAAAUCCCUAGCUCAAUUGGGGAUUUACAGAAUCUGCGGGCUUUAGGUCUCGCAGGAUGCUAUAGUCUGAAAGGGGCAAUUCCAAGUGAAAUCGGCGACUUGUUUUCGCUUGAGAGUCUCAAUUUCUGUGACACACCGAUAUCUGACCUACUAGAAAGCAUCCGGAAUCUUUCUUCUCUCCAAAGCCUUAGACUAUCGGGCUGUGACAAGCUCCGGUCGCUGCCAGAGCUUCCUUCGGGCUUAACGGAUCUGUGGGUCUCUUGUCAGAGUCCCAGGUUGCCACAUCUUUCUAGCCUAAUCCACCUAGAAGAACUCCAUCUUUCGGCAUGCCAUCUACUUGAAGACAUCCCCAAGCUUCCCUCGAGACUCUUGAAACUCUGUAUUGAGGAGUGUGGUAAGCUGAUAUUGCUUAAGCUCAACGGAUUGAAGAACUUGGAGUUAUUUAUAAUAAAAAAGUGCAGUUCGAUUGAAAGAUUGGACCUUUCACAAUUAAUUCGUCUGAAAAAUUUACACGUUAAGGAUUGCAAUAACCUAGUUGAAAUUCAGGGCCAGGAGAAUUUGGAGUUCUUGGAGCGCAUAUUUAUAGACGACUGCAAUUCCAUUAAAAGGCUUCUCUGUCCAGAAUCACGGUGUUUGAAGCGGUUAGUGGCUGUCAGGUGCAACAAUCUAGUCGAAAUUCGAGGUCUUGACGGUGCGAAGUUCUUAGAAAAGUUGAAUUUUACGGGAUGCGAAUCAAUGGAGAUGUUGCCAAAUUUGACGGGAUGUGAGAAGUUACGAUCUCUAAAUGUUCAAAACUGCAAGAAACUUACUCAGCUUGGGGCAUUUGUAAAGUUGGACUUAAUUGAUUUGGAUAUCUCCGGUUGUGACUCAUUGGAAGUAAUACCGAAAUUAUCCGGAAUACGUGUCUUUAGAAAUUAUGAAGGAGAGCUGUCUUACGACUCAUGUAGUGAUGAUUACUCAACAGAGAGUGAUUGAUGUUUCCUCAACAGAG
This is a messenger RNA of Syzygium oleosum, 2107 nucleotides long. Its product is annotated as disease resistance protein RPV1-like. The record is from RefSeq and is a predicted model, not a curated record. The transcript is spliced from 3 exons. The coding region runs from base 1 to 2091 and encodes 696 amino acids. Lineage: Eukaryota; Viridiplantae; Streptophyta; Magnoliopsida; Myrtales; Myrtaceae.